UGGUGAAGACGAUUAAUUGAAAAAAAAAAAAAAACAAAAACAAACCCUCUCAGCAUUUGUGUUUUUCCGUUGCAAUUACAACCUCCCUCUUCACACUUUCCCUCGUCCGUCGUUUCCUUGGCUUCUUCUUCCUCUGAACGCAUUUUCCGCUGCCGCAACUUCGAAGUCGCCAGCUCAGCAUCCUCGAAAUCAGGUUUUGUUUCUGAAAAGUCUGCUGCUGCAGGUGGUUGCAAUCUGGCAUGGAUUUCCUCUGGAGCGAGAAUGCGGCGACGCCGCGCGCCUCGCAUUUCUCCGUUGCGAUCUACUUCGCCUUCGCCAGUUUCGCGGCCAGGUUCUUCCUUGACAGAUUCGUCUUUCGCAGGUUGGCCAUUAGGAUUUUGACGAAGGGUAGAGCUCCUUUACAUAUUACUAAGGAAAUGCAAGUAAAGAUUGGAAAAUGCUCAGAAUCAAUGUGGAAGCUAACAUAUUAUGCUACAGUUGAAGCAUUCAUUCUUAAAAUUACCUACCAAGAACCCUGGUUCAGUAACACGAAAUUAUACUUCAAUGACUGGCCAAAUCAUGAGUUGAAGAGUCCCCUAGUGUUGUACUACAUGUGCCAGUGUGGGUUCUACAUAUAUAGCAUUGCUGCUAUUCUUACAUGGGAGACUCGAAGGAAGGAUUUUGCAGUGAUGUUUACUCACCAUGUAAUUACUGUUUUACUGAUUGGGAUUUCAUAUCUAACAAGUUUUUUUAGGGUUGGCUCCAUAAUUCUCGCCCUUCAUGAUGCAAGUGACGUAUUCAUGGAAGCUGCCAAGGUUUUCAAGUAUUCUGGAAGGGAGUUUGGUGCAAGUGUGUGUUUUGGAUUCUUUGCAGUUUCGUGGCUCAUACUGCGGCUAAUUUUCUUUCCUUUUUGGGUUAUUAAAGCAACAAGCAUUGAUCUUCAGCAGGUCUUAAACCUGUCAGAGGGCUUUCAUAUGUUUCUUUACUAUGUUUUUAAUACAAUGCUCAUAAUGCUGCUCAUCUUCCAUAUAUACUGGUGGAAGCUCAUUUGUGCGAUGAUCUUGAGGCAACUUAAAAAUAGGGGAAAAGUUGGCGAGGAUAUAAGAUCAGAUUCUGACGAUGAUUGAAUAGACGAAGAAGGGUUUUGUUGAGUUUUCUUUCUUCCUGCUGGUUGGUGGUAGCUCUGAUAAUACUGUUUUUGACUUGUCUAUAGAUUUCUAGGAGUGCAGUUGGUUAAUACAACCAGUGGAGGAGAUCUGAAUUUUCGUUAGUUUCAAAAUUUUCAUUGAUUACCGAGUAAAAAGAGAGUAGGAAACCGUCAAGCAUAUUUUGAUUCUUGUAUUUUUGCUGUAUAAAUGAUAGGCAUUCCUGUAUAAUUGUUUUUCUAAACAAACCCGUUUAGGUUAACUAGGGGUUGAAUGAAAAGUGGCUUAUAACAAAUAUGAAGGAGAAAGAAAAACUUACAGUCGUAUUCUACUUUUGUAGUUGCGCUUUUGAGCAAUAAGCCAGAUUGGUGCAUUGUACUGUUA
Glycine soja is the source of this 1508-nucleotide messenger RNA. RefSeq names its product LAG1 longevity assurance homolog 2. Gene Ontology annotation, biological process: ceramide biosynthetic process. The transcript is spliced from 7 exons. The record is from RefSeq and is a predicted model, not a curated record. NCBI's taxonomy places the organism in Eukaryota, Viridiplantae, Streptophyta, Magnoliopsida, Fabales, Fabaceae. Gene Ontology annotation, cellular component: endoplasmic reticulum; membrane. Gene Ontology annotation, molecular function: sphingosine N-acyltransferase activity. The coding region runs from base 240 to 1106 and encodes 288 amino acids.